AUGUCGUGGGUACCUCCAAAUCUAUCAAGCCUCUGCACACCUAAUUCCACACUAACAGCCUGUCAACAAUCUACUCUUAUGUUUCUCACAUUCGUCGCUAAUCUUUUCAGUGAUCCUGAAGAAUCGUAUCCCAAUGAAGAAAUAGAGCAAGAGUACGACUUUAUUAUCGUUGGAGCUGGAUCAGCCGGAUGUGUGCUUGCAAACCGAUUAAGCGAAAUAAAGCAGUGGAAGGUACUUACAAUUAAACAUUUUGUGUCAUUAUUAACCUGCGAAUAUCUGUGGUUUUUGAGAUUUCUGAGAUUACAAAAUAAUAUUAUUACUGGAAGCUGGUAUUGAAGAACCAGAGGUAGCUGAUGUUCCGGCUUUCUUCUCUAUGUUAGCAGGAAGCAAUAUCGACUGGAAAUAUCGCAUGCAACCUGAUCAACAUUCCUGUCGAUCAAGAAUAGGAAGAAGUUGUGCGAUGCCAAGGGGUAAAGUGAUGGGUGGCUCCAGUACUAUCAAUUACAUGGUAUAUGUUCGUGGUAAUCGAAAAGAUUAUGACGGAUGGGCAGAUGCAGGAAAUCAUGGCUGGAGCUACGAAGAAGUUCUACCAUAUUUUCUGAAAUCAGAAAACAACAUGGACCCAGAG
This is a messenger RNA of Heterotrigona itama, 628 nucleotides long. The record is from the annotation of a GenBank genome assembly. NCBI's taxonomy places the organism in Eukaryota, Metazoa, Arthropoda, Insecta, Hymenoptera, Apidae.